Molecule: messenger RNA, 645 nt
Organism: Lactuca virosa
Lineage: Eukaryota; Viridiplantae; Streptophyta; Magnoliopsida; Asterales; Asteraceae
Source: the annotation of a GenBank genome assembly
AUGGAGACGUUUUCCAAAAAGUCAAGGAAACCGGUGUUGCCGUUAGCGUCGACGUUCCACGUCCACCGUUCAAUUUCUCCGACCGGUAGAUUUGGUCGUCAUUCGUCGGCGUUUGCUGCUGAUAUGACAUCGCCGUUUGCGUCGUCGACGAGUUCCAGCUUUUGUUCAUCUCCUUCUUCAAGUUACGUCUACAGUCGUCCGUCUUCUCCGACGAGAGUUAAGCUUCAUGGUUUUGCGUCGAUGACGUCGUCAUCGGUGAGAGUCUCUAUAUCGAGUAGAUCUGGAUCUCCGAAUCGGUCGAUGACGGUGCCGGUGGCUCCUCGAAAUCAAGUUGUACGGAAACCAAGUUCGCAGAAGACGUGUUUGUGUUCGCCGACGACGCAUCCUGGAUCGUUCAGGUGUAGUUUACACAAGAACUACAACACUAGUAAUUCGAUGUCGUCAUACUCUCCGAAUAGAUUGAAUGCUCGAAGGUCUGCGAUGACGAACUCGCUUGUGCGAAUAGCUACUGCUGAAGGAGGUGAUCUGGUUAAGAGAGCUCUCGCUGCCUUGAUCCGCCCUUCGUCGCAUCAGCAACGACGGAGAUUGGCUUUCGAACCGAGACCUAGUCGGUUGUCGAUCAUGUCCAACGCCGACGAGUUAUGA